AGGGGGGUGAAGGGAAAAAAAAAAAAGGCCCGGAGAGGAGUUUCCAAAAACUUCCAAGGAAGUCGCUGCUCCAAGUCCCAGGCGACGGCGGCGGGCAAGAGCGAUGCUGGAGCCUCGGGCGCUCCGGGAACCGACAGCGGCGGCGGCAGAGGGGGCGGCCGCGGGGAUGGCGGCGGCGGGGAGCGCGGCGGCGGCCGGAGCCGGGGUGGCCGAGAAGAAAAAAGACGGCAACGGCAGGAAGGGGAGGAAAGGCAAAGGGCCCGGCAAGAAGCCCGCUCCGCCGGAGGAGGGCGAGGCGCCCGGGUCCGCCACAGCGGUGCCUCCCAAAUUGAAGGAAAUGAAAAACCAAGAGGCUUCUGUGGGUCAGAAGCUAGUGCUAAGGUGUGAAACCACUUCAGAGUACCCUGCGCUCAGAUUCAAGUGGUUGAAGAAUGGAAAGGAAAUAACCAAAAAAAACAGACCAGAAAAUGUCAAGAUCCCCAAAAAACAAAAGAAAUACUCAGAGCUUCACAUUUACAGAGCCACGUUGGCUGACGCUGGGGAAUAUGCAUGCAGAGUGAGCAGCAAACUAGGGAAUGACAGUACUAAAGCCAGUGUUAUCAUCACGGACACCAAUGAGAGCACCAGCAAGAUACCAGUAUCAACAGAAGGGGCAAAAACUUCUUCACAACCCAUGCUUAGGAUACAAACUUCAACAGAAGGAACAAACACUUCCUCCUCCACUUCCACAUCUACAACGGGGACAAGUCAUCUCACGAAAUGUGACGUAAAGCAGAAAGCCUUCUGUGUAAAUGGGGGAGAGUGUUACAUGGUUAAAGACCUUCCAAACCCUCCAAGAUACCUGUGCAGGUGCCCAAAUGAAUUUACUGGUGAUCGCUGCCAAAACUACGUAAUGGCCAGCUUCUACAAGCAUCUUGGGAUUGAAUUUAUGGAAGCUGAGGAACUGUACCAGAAACGGGUGCUGACCAUAACUGGCAUUUGCAUUGCUCUUCUAGUAGUUGGCAUCAUGUGUGUGGUGGCCUACUGCAAAACCAAGAAGCAGAGGAAAAAGUUGCACGAUCGCCUUCGGCAGAGCCUGCGCUCGGAACGGAACAAUGUGAUGAACAUGGCCAAUGGGCCACACCACCCCAACCCACCACCGGAUAACGUCCAGCUGGUGAAUCAGUACGUUUCAAAAAACGUAAUCUCCAGUGAGCGUGUCAUCGAGCGAGAAACAGAGACCUCAUUUUCUACAAGCCACUACACCUCAACAACACAUCACUCCGUGACAGUCACCCAGACACCCAGCCACAGCUGGAGUAAUGGCCACACUGAAAGUAUCCUCUCCGAAAGCCACUCAGUGCUCGUCAGCUCCUCCAUGGAGAACAGCAGGCACACUAGCCCAGCGGGGCCCCGGGGCCGCCUCAAUGGCAUCAGCGGUCCACGGGAAGGCAACAGCUUCCUCCGGCAUGCAAGAGAGACCCCUGACUCCUACCGAGACUCUCCUCACAGUGAAAGGUAUGUCUCAGCUAUGACCACACCAGCUCGCAUGUCACCCGUCGAUUUCCACACUCCAACUUCUCCCAAGUCCCCCCCCUCCAAAAUGUCACCACCGGCUUCCAGCUUGACUGUAUCCAUCCCUUCGGUGGCAGUGAGUCCCUUCAUAGAAGAGGAGCGACCACUUCUCCUGGUGACCCCACCACGGCUACGUGAGAAAUAUGACCACCACCUUCAGCAGUUCAACUCCUUUCACCACAAUCCUGCCCACGAGAGCAACAGCCUGCCACCAAGUCCUCUGCGGAUAGUGGAGGAUGAAGAGUACGAGACCACGCAGGAGUACGAACCAGCACAGGAGCCUCCAAAGAAACUCACCAACAGCCGGAGGGUCAAAAGAACAAAGCCCAAUGGCCACAUUUCCAGCAGGGCGGAAGCGGACUCCGACACGAGCUCUGAGAGCAGCAGCUCUGAGACCGAAACCGAAGACGAAAGAAUAGGCGAGGAUACACCAUUCCUGAGCAUACCGAACCCCAUGGCAACCAGUCUGGAGCCAGCCGCUGCCUACCGGCUGGCUGAGAGUAGGACUAACCCGGCGAAUCGCUUCUCCACACCGGAAGAGUUGCAAGCAAGGUUGUCCAGUGUGAUAGCUAACCAAGACCCUAUUGCUGUAUAAAACAUAAAACACAUAGAGUCACAUGUAAAACUUUAUUUUAUAUAAUGAAGUAUUCCACCUUUAAAUUAAACAAUUUAUUUUAUUUUAGCAAUUCCGCUGAUAGAAAACAGGAGAGGGAAAAAAAAAAAACUUUUAUAAAUUAAAUAUACGUAUGUACAAAUGUGUUAUGUGCCAUAUGUAGCAAUUUUUUACAGUAUUUCAAAAAUGGGGAAAGAUAUCAAUGGUGCCUUUAUGUUAUGUUACGUUGAGAGCAAGUUUUGUACAGUUACAAUGAUUGCUGUCCCAUAGUAUUUUGCAAAACCUCUAGCCCUCAGUUGUCCUGGCUUUUUUGUGCACUGCAUUAUAAUGACUGGAUGUAUGAUUUGCAAGAAUUGCAGAAGUCCCUCUGGUCGCUUGUUGUAGAAUCCCCAGAUCAAAAAGCCCUGUAAUGGCACUCCCACCCUACCAGAAACAUAAACACAAACACAUACUGAAAAAAAAGGGAAAAAAAAAAGCUGAAAGAAAAAAAAUUUUCUUCUAUAAGAAGUUUUAUUUGCUUUCUGUAUAUGAAAUUAGUUUUGUCUGCUCUCUGCCAGCCAAAAGGUUUGCUUCUUUGAGCACUGGGACAAUAGUAGAUCCAACAGCAUGCUACUAUUAAUUACAGCAGGAUAACAAAAAAAGAAAAAAAAAAAAAGCCAACCUGCAUUAAAUAAUGUUACUUAUAGAACAAAAGUAAUACUGUGAUUUUAAACCAAAUAUAUUAUUAAUCAGAGGUCAGCUUGUAAUCACUAGGAGCUGCCAUUUCAUUAUUUUCCAGAUAUUAAUUGUUCUAGUUAUCCCUUAGAAAAUGGGUUUAGGUUAGCUGAGGCUUUGAACCCAAUACUCUAUUUAAAAAAAAAGGAAAAAAAAAAAAGAAAAAAAAAAAGAAAAAAAAAAGAUUUAUAUUAGUUUAAGUUAAUGGGGCAAAUAUAAUAGCAGAUAUCUGUAACCAAGCAAGAAAGAGAUCUAGCUGGAAAACAAAUGCCACUAAAAAAAGUGCAAUCAGUUUUCACUUCUCUUUUUUAAUGUUGAUUUCUAAUAGGUGAUUUAUCCUUUUGUUUCCCCUCAACUUUCUCUUUUUCUUCUCCACCUCAGAAGGAACCCUGACAAGCUUCUAGCAAUACCUUGUUAGAGUUGCUGUUGGAGUGAGGGUUGCUCUUGGACACAGAAAAUACUUUCAGGGAAGAACUGAUUUGCUGAAUGGUGAAAAAGUAUAAGCAAGUAGGAAGGAUGUAGCCGAAGUAUGGAGUAUGGAGUUCAUUUCUACUCUCCUUUAUUGACUCCAUUAUUUGGGUUGAGAGAGGCAAGGCCAGUGCAAAGCCCAUUUAUGAAGGCAAGCACACCAUGUGGGUUACAGCCGUAGUGUGAGUGGCUAUUUGCUCUCAGUGUUUUUAUAGCCAGUGACGGCCUUGAAGUCUUUGACUAGGAAUGAACAAGGAUGCUGUCAGUGCUGAAGCUGUUGCAUCCGUUCAGACAGAAGCAAGUGGCCUCUUUUGCACUGAAUUCCUAUCAGUUUAGUCAGGGUCACUCUGCCUCUUCUCUUCUUUUGAUUUUUGUUAUGUGUUCAGUUGGCACAGCAUAGACUCAGGAUUGAUUUGGAAAACAAAUGUUUUUCCUAGACUCCGGGGAUUCUGAAAAUGAGAACAUAUGUUCUACAGGUAUUACUGGACUCUAAAUAAGAGCCAUGUCAAGAGAAAAACAAUUUCAGCCAAAAUACACUCAUCCUUUGGGCCACAUGUUGGUCCCAGUUAAAUGAAGAGAAUAAGUCAAGGAAAUUUUGUGAGAUGUAGACCUGAGGAACUAAAGUCUUGACUCAGUAAAUUGUUCAAGCAUACGCUUAUGCUAAUCCCAGCAAAAGUUAUCUUCAGCAUGUGCUAGACUCCCAUUGAUGCACCCAACACAUGCAUAAAGUUAAGCAUGCGCGUAAGAGUUUCGCUGAACAAGGUGUCCUAUUGAUUUGAGACCUGAAAGCAAAGUCUAGUAAAUGAAGCUGUUUAUUUGGAUGAUGAAAAUCCCUGAGUUGCUCACUGUAUAAAUCAACCACAUCACAUUAGUAAGAACAUGGAUGAGUCUACCUGACCACCAGAUUCAGCAGGAAAAGAACAAAAAAAACAUAAUACAAGAUGAAGAUGAUGACAAGGUUGUACACGAGAAUGUUGGUGGUAGAAGCAAAAGGCUAGGAAUCUAGCACAGCUUUGGGCUACGUGGUGGCUGAAAUAGCACUGCUUAUUUGAGAAGUCUAUGGGAGAUGGCAAAGUUUGUCAAAUACAUACUGUCUGGACUUAAGUCCCCUUUGCCAUUUUUUCCCUAGCUGGCAUGUACUUGAACAUACUUUGCCUUUGCAGACCAAAACAAAACCUCUCUGCAAAUUCUAGAUACCAUACACUCAUUUUCAUCCCUUUAGUCAUGCCUAUUUAUCUGCAAUCCCGUGCAGCAGAACAUCCACCUCCCCAGUAACUCUGCAACUCAGUAGUACAGAGUGCCAGGUGCGCUUUCCUGAUGCAGACCACCAGUUUCCAAAGGAUUUGCACCGUUGAGUUUCCAGAGGCACUUGAAAAUCUGUCCUUUCAGUAAGGUGUCUGAUACUGCAAAGAUCUUACAGGACAGACAAGACAGAAAAAGGGUGGCAGAGGAACAAGAAAUUUGCCCCAGAAUCGCCCGUCUUAGUAGCAGAAUAGAGAUUAUAACACAGGUCUUCUGUUAUCUCCUCCAGUACAGACCGCCCCCAAGGCCAGCUCUCAUUGAAGUGUCUGUGAUAGCCCAGACAGAUUAAUCAAGAUGGAAAGAGAACUUGCUUUGAAGUGGAGUAAAUAAUUUGGCUUAUAACACUGAUUAUAGAGGGCCAGUAUAAAACUGGAGCAAUGGCAUGCUUGGGAGCUGUAUAUGUGAUAUUUAUUCAGUGUAGGUCUAAGGGAAAAUGUCACACCUUUUCUGUUGCAGUGCCUCGAAGUGAAAGUGGUAUGCAGUCCCUGCUCCUCCUUCCCCUGGUACAUAUAGUAGUGUGUUUUAGGGUAAGCAUGAAAUUAGGCUGGGGUCUUCACAUGGACCUAAGAACAAGAAAAUACAAUUGGGGAUAUGGCUGCCUAAGCCCUUAGGUCUUUGGGGAGAACCCAGCCUUUCAGCACAAUUCAUGCAACAGCGAGUUAUGGGAGUUGCCCUGGCUUGGCACUCACAGAAGCAGGAGCAGGAUGUAGCCCCUCACCUGUGGACUUGCUUUUAGCGCAAGGGUGCUUUCUGUCAGUCAAGUCCACACCCUGAAGUUAGCAAGUCUACAUGGCCACAGGUUCUGCUGGCAGGCUGCAGCCAGCUCCUGCUGGCCAAGGGGCUGGAGACUGCAGCAGCAUGGAGCAGAGCCAGCAAGUGCCUACGGGAAAGGCCAGCUCCCCUGUUGGGGAUAUUCGCUUCAUUACCCAGACCUCUGAGCUAGGCAGUCCCAACACCCUUGGGCCAUGACUGUGUAACCCAUGCCAACUUUUGUCUGAAAGUCAUGGCAAGGAGAAACAUACUUUGAAGAGGAGGGAAAUAUUCCAGUGAUGGAAGAGUUGUUCAGAUUGUCCUGGUUUCUUUCCAUGUCAUUUACCUUGAGCCAUGAGUUUUCUCUGUGUAUGUGUUUAUAUGCAGGAAUUAUUCCAGGGUAAAAGGCUUCCUUCAGGGGUGUAUAGCUGGAAUACGUUGUGCACAACCUGGUACAGCUUGCCUGUUCAGCUGGUGUAAAUCAUUACAGCUCCACAGAGGUUCUCAUGUAACAGAGAAAAAUCUACUCCCUUCUCUUGGCCCAGCUAUUCCCUUCCUCACUUGAGCCACCCCAAUACCCCCAGGUUUAAGAGAUCAAUCACUGCCUUUAUCAGGGAAACAGGAAAGCUCUCUUUCCAGUCCUCAAAAACAACGCUACAUCUCCCUGCUUCUCUCACACACAUUGCAAGCAGUUUCCUGAGCAUCCAGGAUAGCAAACUUGUGUCCCUUCAAAGGACACACUUCUCAGCCUGUUGAGCACUUCUUGGCCCUGCAGUGUGGCUACUUAGGAUCAGCUGGGACUUACUUCUAGUAAGAAACAAAAAAAGCACCUAUGAAAUGCUGCAGAGAAGGGCAGACAAAGAACAUGGCCAAUUAUCAUCAUUUGUAAUUCUCUAUUCUAUUGUAAAUACAUCUUGUACAUACUUGGAUGUUUUCAUCAUUUACUGUCUUUAUGGAUUAUGUGUUAAAUCAGACUUUCUUAGUUUAUUGUGUAACACUGUAAAUAACAUAACAUCCUUUAUUAUUUAUACAUAGGCAUCUAACAUGCGGAGAAAGUUAUCCUCAUAUUAUUUUAAGAUAUAUGUCAAAAAUAUGUUGCAUUUUUCUUUUUGCUUUGAAAAAAAUUGUAAUAUAUCCUCUUUUUCCCCUCUUUUCCUUUAAAAGAAAAAUGAAUGCUAAUUUAUUGUUCAGGAGAGAAAGGGGAUGUAACUGAAAGGCAAACUGUUCAAAGAACAUGCUAUGGAAGCCACAAGCUACUGAUAAACUAAAGAAUUUAUUAUCCCAAAUACAGCAAUAAGUAAUUGUUGAUUUA
Molecule: messenger RNA, 6713 nt
Organism: Phalacrocorax carbo (great cormorant)
Lineage: Eukaryota; Metazoa; Chordata; Aves; Suliformes; Phalacrocoracidae
Source: RefSeq, a predicted model, not a curated record